AUGGCUGCCGCAAUCAAGGCGAUCAAUGCGAAGAUUCGCUCGAAUCCGACGCUGGACUACUUCUGCUCAACACAUUUCUGGGGCCCAGCAUCAAAUUUCGGUAUUCCGAUGGCUGCGAUUGCGGACAUGAAGAAGGAUCCUGAAAUCAUCUCCGGACCAUUCACAGCCGCGCUGUCCCUCUACUCUGGAACCUUCAUGCGCUACUCGAUGGCCGUGACUCCCAAAAACUACCUUCUGUUCGCCUGCCACUUCAUCAAUUUUGGGUCCCAGACGGUACAAGGUUAUCGGUGGUAUGAUUACUGGUACAUGGGUGGUCGCGCAAAAGCACAGAGUUUGAAGGCGGAGACAGAGGGCAAGGCAAGCGAACUGGCGAGCAAAGCGGAGGGCGUGUUCGAGAGUGCAAAGGGCAGCGUCAAGGAGGGCGUUAAAGAGGUACAGAAGAAAGUCGGCUCGUGA
Cyphellophora attinorum is the source of this 456-nucleotide messenger RNA. Its product is annotated as Mitochondrial pyruvate carrier 1. The coding region runs from base 1 to 456 and encodes 151 amino acids. Gene Ontology annotation, biological process: pyruvate import into mitochondria. The record is from RefSeq and is a predicted model, not a curated record. Gene Ontology annotation, cellular component: mitochondrial inner membrane. The transcript has 4 exons. NCBI's taxonomy places the organism in Eukaryota, Fungi, Ascomycota, Eurotiomycetes, Chaetothyriales, Cyphellophoraceae.